Daktulosphaira vitifoliae (grape phylloxera) is the source of this 2037-nucleotide messenger RNA. RefSeq names its product rac GTPase-activating protein 1-like. The coding region runs from base 25 to 1866 and encodes 613 amino acids. The transcript is spliced from 12 exons. NCBI's taxonomy places the organism in Eukaryota, Metazoa, Arthropoda, Insecta, Hemiptera, Phylloxeridae. Gene Ontology annotation, biological process: signal transduction. The record is from RefSeq and is a predicted model, not a curated record.
UAUAAUUGAUGGCUUAUUGAUAUAAUGGUUGGUCAAACUGAAUUAUUAGUCUUCAGUUCAUGCAACACUGAGUCUUACGUUCAGUUAUAUUUCAGUUUAAUUUUAAUUUCUUUAUAUUUUUAUUUGUUGGCUCGUCAAUUGAACACGAUUGCAAUGGAUAAUUCCAAGAAUUCUCUUCUGCAUACUGCAUUGCAGUAUGAUUUAUUUUUCAAUAAUGUCAAGUCACUUCUCAGUACAUCAAUUGAAAACGAUUACUUGAUAAAGUUGAAACUUAUUGAAGAACUGAUGAGUAAAAUUGGUGAUGAGGAUGUUGAUAGAAAUAUUAUGAAAGAACAGUUAAAGUCACUUCAGGAAGAAUGUGACAAGUUCUCAUAUAAAUUAAAAACAUCAGCUCGAUUGUUAGAUGAAAUUCAAUUAGAAAAAUCAAAAAUUGAAUAUGAGAGAGACUGUUUAAAAACGCAGCUUGAUGAAUUAUACAGUGUGUUAAAAAAACCUAACCCUGAAGUGUUAUUUCAAUCAUCAUCCAAAGAUAAACAGUCAACUAAAAAUAAACAUUUAGACAAUACAGAUGCCAUGUUGUCUGAUUUAAGCUAUAGUCGUACAGAUAGUUCAAAUGUAAGUUUAGAUAGGAGUGACAGCAGUAUUCAUGUGAAAAACGAUGAUAUUAAAAUAGAUUUUAAAGAAUCAAAGCAACCUAAAGUUAAUGUUCAUAAUAAUGAAAAGAAUACUAAAUCAUGCAAGUCCACUACAGUAAACAUAAAUGGAGGACAAAUCAUAGCUACAACAACUGUGACAAUGAACUCUGGUACUAUUCAUGCAUCAUCAGUCAUUAAAUCUCAAGAGAAUCCUGAAACAGUAUUUUCAUCAAAGUCUACAUUUACUGGUUCAAUUGAAUCCUUAUCAUCUAAUGAAAUUGAAACACCUAAUAAAGACAAAAUAUCUUCUGAUAAUACAGACCAUGUUGAAAAAAAGCAUAAUUUUGUCAAAAAAAAAGUUGUCAUUACUGAAUUAUGUGGGCAUUGUUUAAAAAAAGUUAAAUUUAAUAGCUAUAUGUUCAAAUGUUUUGAAUGUAAAAUUGUUGUUCAUACAGAAUGUAAGGACCAAUUUUCUGUCUCAUGUACACUUCAUAGUAGGAAUCAGAAUGCAUUAAAUGGUGGAGUUUCUCCUAUAAUUGUUCAUUGUAUCAAUGAAAUUGAAAAGAGAGGAUUAGAGAUUGUUGGAUUAUAUAGAAUUUCUGGCUCAGAAAAAGAAAUAAAACUAUUGAAAGAAAAAUUUAAUAAUAGCCUUCCGUGUUUAGAUAGUGUGGAUAUUCAUGUAUUGUGUAGUUAUCUCAAAGAAUAUAUCCGUACACAAAAUACACACUUAAUAUCGGAAGCCAUUCUAGUGAAGUUUGGUGAAGCUGUUCAAAAUUUUCAUACAAUUAGUCUGUCAUUAAAUCGUAUUGUAUUUCAAUUACCAUCUGUUAAUCGUAUUACUCUUGCCUAUUUGAUACUUCACUUGCAAAAGGUUGCUCGUUCCAAAAGUUGUAAUAUGGAUGUCAAUAAUUUAGCCAUUGUUUUUGGACCAACAAUUGUAGGAUAUUCAAGCUCACAUUUGAAUGAUCUAUAUGUUAAAUCUAAAAUAAGUGCAAAAGUUAUUAAAGAGUUGAUAAAAUUGCCCUCAAGUUUUUGGUUAAGCAUAGUUAAUAAUGAUUCAAUAUCAUCUGAUGAGGCAGUACAUAGUACGCCUAGCCAUAAUAAAUUACAGACACCAUCUUCAUCAUCUCGUCGAUUUUUUCCAUCGGGAAUAAAAAGACGUAUUCUAGAAUCUCCCAAGUCUGCAAAACAAGUAAAAAUUGGUAAGAGUUGUAGUCAAGAUAAAGUAUGAAAUUACGGCAAAAAUAAGUUUGAUAUAUUGUUUUAUUCUUAUAAUUUUAUUAUAUCUUAAAAAUUUUAAUUUUUAACUUAGUUAAAGUCAAUGUUUGUUUAUAAUUAAUAUUUGAAUAACAUAAUGUAAAUUUUAUAUUUGUUAAAUUAGAUGACUUACUUGUUUAUUCUA